Messenger RNA from Hemiscyllium ocellatum (epaulette shark), 1597 nucleotides. RefSeq lists its product as uncharacterized. NCBI's taxonomy places the organism in Eukaryota, Metazoa, Chordata, Chondrichthyes, Orectolobiformes, Hemiscylliidae. Gene Ontology annotation, biological process: G protein-coupled receptor signaling pathway. The coding region runs from base 16 to 990 and encodes 324 amino acids. The transcript has a single exon. Gene Ontology annotation, cellular component: membrane. The record is from RefSeq and is a predicted model, not a curated record. Gene Ontology annotation, molecular function: G protein-coupled receptor activity.
CUCAUAACAAUAAGGAUGGAAUCGAACAAUGCAACGGAAACAGCUCUUCAAGCAGUGGCCAGCACCAUUCUUGGAUUAACAUGCAUUGUUGGGAUUCCAGGGAAUUCACUUGUCAUCUGGGUCAUCUUGUAUAAGAUGAAACAACGUUCACCCACUGUUAUCCUGAUCGUGAACCUGGCGUUUGCUGAUCUGAUCGUGCUGGUCACUUUGCCACUGUGGAUUUAUUCCAUCUGCAACAGUUGGGUCUUUGGAGAAACCUCGUGCAAAAUCCUGGGCUACCUCCUUUACUGCAAUCUGUACAGCAGUGUGUUCUUCAUCAUGCUGAUGAGCAUAAACCGCUUUAUGGUUGUUGUCUAUCCAUUUGCCUCCCAGCGAUGGCAGAGGACACAGCGUGUUUGCAAAGUGGUCCUCACUGUUUGGUGUUCGGCCUUUCUGCUCUCAGUUCCCAACCUUUUAACCAGGAAAGUGGGCAUCAUCAAUGGGCACCCUCAAUGCUUCGGUGGUCAGUAUGAUUCCAAAGGCCAGCAAGUAGCAUGCCUUGUGUUGGAAACCCUGGUUGGAUUUGUAAUCCCUUUUACAGUUCUGGCAACCUGUUAUGGAUUGGUUACAAAACGGGUGGGUCGGAUGACCUUUAAGAGCAAACACAGAUCUGAAAUGCUAAUUAUCAGCAUUAUUGUGGCGUUUCUCAUCUGUUGGUUUCCAUACCAUGUGUUCAACGUGAUUGAAUUGGUUUCCUUGACGCUGGACUCCGACACAAUCCAGACGCUGGCAACGGUCUCUGAGGUGGGCACCUACAUUACAGCAACGCUAGCGUUUAUUAGCAGCAGCGUCAACCCCCUGCUUUACGCGUUCGCUGCGCGGAAUUUGCGGGAUGGGUUUCGCUCGUCAGUGAUGGCCAAGGUAUUUGAACAAGUAGCUCAGUACGUCCCCGAUGAAAGCAAGAUGGAACGCGAAGAUGCAACAAAUAUGGAAAGUGUGGAAGGACUGUAAACACUUGGUGCAUUGUUAAUGAUGCCACCUCGAGAGAAAAAAAGCAGCAUUGAGUCUGAUAUACACAAUGCAGCAGAAAGAGGAGAGCAUUCGCCUUGCGAGAUAGCGGAUGCCAGUUUUUGCAUACUCUAGAAAUCCGCGUGACAUUAUGUACCCUCUGUUAGAAUCAUUUGCCUGUCGAAUUUGUCUUUGUGCAAGUUGAUUACGUAUGCAUCAUUUAUAUUUACCACUGAAUUACCAAAAAAACCCCAAUCUAAACAUUUACUAAAAUGUGACAUUUUAUGCCUUGGUGUUGGAAUAUUCUCGCAGUUUUGCAUGUUCUUUGCUUCCACCCGCUGUUUUCCCGGCGAGAACCGAGACAUGGGUCCGCUCAGCCCUCCACCACCUCAUUAUCUCUGAACUGAAAGAGGAAAGAGUUAAUCCCAUGUCACUGGGAGACCAUAAGAAAUAGGAACAGGAGCAGUGCAUUCUUCCCUUGGAGUCUACUCCGCCAUUUACAGGGAUCAGAGUUAGCCUUCCUGCUUAUCCUGCUGGGUCAUGUUUGUGCUGUUGAUGACCGUGCAUACCUGUGGGAAACAAAAACUGACUACUCUCUCAUUCUGCUGAC